AUGGCACCACGACAACCUCACAGAAAGCGCCGCAACUCCAGGACUCCAUCCCAGGGCCCGCGCACUCCGUCUCCAGAAUCUACCACUACAGGCUCUUCACUCCAUCAAACUCCUUGGUCUUUCGAUUUCGAAGAUCAAGAUGCGACAAGCCGGUCCAGUACUCGUUCCCCAAAAUCUUCCUCUUUCGACACCGCAAGCUCUUCCAACACCAGUUGGCCCUCCUCUGGGUCUUCGAACCCAUCCAUGGCGGACAUAGAAACGUUUGAGAUGAAUGUUGAAGAUUCUUCUGCCUCUCUUCUGAAUGAUGCAGAUGCAUCUACAUCUGGGAUUAAUGCCCAGAUGCCAGCUGAUCGCGCGAAGCCUGAGGAUAAGACAGAUGAUCAGGGGUACGUGCUGGAAACGAUUCUGCUCAAUCAUCUCAAAUUCCUAUGGGGUUGCCUUCGGUUCAUUGCUAGCUAUUGGAAGGCUAUUGGAUCUCUCCUGCUAACCAUCAUACUUGUUGCUAUAUACUUCGGCAUUCAGUACUUCGACGAGUGUAAUGCAUUUUUGGCGCAAAACGAUCUACCUGUCAUGCCAACCUUGGAAGACCUCAACACUAUGGUCGGGUAUGACCUCUUUGUGUACUUUACUGCAGGCUUCAUCAUCAUUAUUCUCGGCCUUGCUGCCUGGUGCAGUGUCGAUUGGAAGAGGAUGGUGUCGACGGAGACUCGCCGCUUUGUAUCCUUUUGCCUGGCACAGCUGAAGAACUUCGGGUCUUGGAUUCUCAGAGGCAUUUCAUCGCUAUUACAUACGUUGGUGAUCGACCCCUUGACUGCAUUCUUUUGGCGAGUCGUUUCAAUCCCUCGGGCAGUGGUGUCUUGGUUCUUGAGCCUCAUUAUGUGGAGCAUCAAUAAGGGAGACGAGAUUUGCCGUCGACGAUUCCUCUUCAUCCUUGCCAUGAUAGGUCUCUUUGCUCAUUGGCUCUGGGGAAGGGCUUACCCUCUCAACCCAGUCGAGCAGCUGGCAGCCUUCGCCGCCAGGCAUCGAGGCAAUGAUAUCUUGGCCUUUUGUAUCUUCCAGAUAAGCUACUAUGUUGCUUACUACUACUUUUCCUGGGUUCAGUAUUUCUUCCCUGCCAAGUAUGAGUACAACAUCUGGGAUGACCAAGUAGUACAAUUUAUUGCUUGCUUGGUUCUGGUUAUUGCUGGUCUCGCUUUGGUGAUCGGAAAGAUAUUUGAUAUUGUCAUGCGGGAUACAGAAGAUGUCAAGAAGAUGCAAGACAUUUAA
Messenger RNA from Fusarium tjaetaba, 1266 nucleotides. RefSeq lists its product as uncharacterized. The coding region runs from base 1 to 1266 and encodes 421 amino acids. NCBI's taxonomy places the organism in Eukaryota, Fungi, Ascomycota, Sordariomycetes, Hypocreales, Nectriaceae. The record is from RefSeq and is a predicted model, not a curated record. The transcript has a single exon.